This is a messenger RNA of Diprion similis, 3327 nucleotides long. Its product is annotated as G patch domain-containing protein 1 homolog. Bases 104 to 3304 code for a protein of 1066 amino acids. Gene Ontology annotation, cellular component: nucleus. Gene Ontology annotation, molecular function: RNA binding. Lineage: Eukaryota; Metazoa; Arthropoda; Insecta; Hymenoptera; Diprionidae. The record is from RefSeq and is a predicted model, not a curated record. Gene Ontology annotation, biological process: mRNA processing. The transcript has 4 exons.
AAUAACAUAACCUGCGUGUCCGCAAGUGCAAGAUAGUAAUGGUGCUUGAUAAAACGUAAUAUUGAAUUUAAAUCUAAUCUUGGUUCAUCAAAUAUUCAGCGCAAUGCUCGACUCAGAUGAUGAGAAUUAUGUUAUAUUCGGAACGGCACUAGAUCCUCUGGACGAAGAUAAUUUCCCAAGAAAAAAACCGAUGACAAUAGAGGAUCAAUAUGCGUGCGAUGAACAAGGAAGAAGGAGGUUUCAUGGGGCAUUUACUGGUGGAUUCUCUGCUGGAUACUUUAAUACUGUGGGAACACGUGACGGCUGGAGACCGCAGCAAUUCAAAUCCUCUCGGAGCAGCAAGGCUGAGAGCAAAGCUCAAACACCUCAAGAUUUCAUGGAUGACGAAGACACAGGGCAAUUCGGAAUUGCGCCAACUGCUAUCAGGACAACUGCCGACUAUGCUUCUCACGAGAGUAAAGGAACCAAAAGAGAAAGAACUAAAUUUUCUGAAGAUGGACCGAUUCCUGGAACUCCGGUCUUACAAGAGAUUCUGAAACCUGUUAAAGACACGGUCGGAGUUAAAUUGCUGAAGCAAAUGGGUUGGAAGCCUGGCCAGGGUGUUGGUCCUCGUUUAUCAAAGAAAGAGAAGGCCAAGAUCAAACAGCAUAAUGACAAAACUAGGGUACACGGCUGCUCGUUACCUCCUAGGCAAGAACAGAUGAUGGAAACUGAUUCCGGUGGUUCGGAUGAAGAAGAUAGUAACAUCACGUUUGCUCCUGACGACUACGAGCCAUUCAGAUGUAACCCGAAGGAUAAUUUCUUCGGUAUCGGCUACACCGGACUUGAGAAAAGACCUAUACUGUCGCAGCAUAUCAGUCUAUUUGAACCAAGUUCCUUUCAACUGCAAGAAAAAAAUAAGAAAUUGUCUAUACGUGGUCAAGCUUUUGGGGUCGGUGCAUUCGAAGCAGAAGAUGAGGACAUUUAUUCUAGAGAAGACAUGUCUCAAUACGAUUUCAGCUUGGAGCCAAAGAGUCGGCAGAAAUCGAGAUGGACCCACGAAAAGCCUGAGACAUCUCAAAGUAAAUGUAUCGAGGGGUUUGUACCUGCAAAAAAUCGUCUUGAAGCUAGGAAGACGUUCAAGUUACCAGACCUACCAAAAGGCUUUAACCCUGUGCAUAUAAUCAGGAAAAGCAGAUUCGAACCGACGAUUGAAUCGACGAGCCUGGAAAACGCGAGGCGCAAAGGCCUUGGCCGACACGAUUUGAGGGUGGAGGAUAGGGCGAGAAUAAUCAAUGACCCGAAUCCCAUCUCGCUAGUUUUAUCCAGCAAAGUCGGCAGCGGGUCCACAAACGAAAAAAAUCCUUCAAAUAGCUGCUUGCUUCCUUGCGGAGUUGAUAAGAAACGAAUUCAGCCUGUUUCAGAGAUUGCUCAGAAUGAGAAAUGCUCCGAUCAAGAACAAACACCAAAAAAACCCUCUGUAAUUUCGAAUAUAAUUACAAAAACGUUGAACCUGCAUGGCAAGGAACAAGCGGCCCGAAAUCUUGAACGGCCUGCGAACACUGUCGGAAAUAAUAACAAAGACACAAAACUGGGUAAUGCAGGUUCAACCACGGCAAACAAAAAUUCUUGGUUAGAGGUGUUGAAUACCAAAAGUUUUGUCAAAGGCGGCACUGAAAACUUGAGUCUAAUUAAAGAACCGAAUGUAAAAUGCAGCCAGGAUGCUCAAGAUGAAAAACUCUUGGCAAAUCCCAGAAAUGAAGCUGAGGAUAAGGGAAUGUCAGAUGAUUCUAGGAGCUCAGUCUUUAAGCCAUUUGCUGGAGAUCUCGACAAGCAGAAGCGUUACGAAAAGUUUUUAGAGUUUUCGAGAGACGGAGAAAAGAACAGACUGUCUGAUAUACAACCAUUGUCGAUGACCGAAUGGGAGAGAGACCACGAAAGAGUGGAAUUUGAUCAAGCUGCACGACUUUAUAAACCUUUGACAGGGAGCAUGAGUGAUAGAUUUGUCAGCGGAAAGCAUCAGGAUAGUUUGAAUUCGUUGGUCGCGGUGGACUUGGGUGAAGAUACCGACGUUCAGCUCAAAGAGAUGGCUGCAAAGAAAAUGUUUGGAAAAAUGACGAGGCAAAGAAGUGAGUGGCGACCUGCAAGCAUUCUUUGCAAAAGGUUCAACAUAGCUGAGCCUGUAACUGGCUGCGCCCAACCAGAAACGGCGAAAAAAAGCACGUUUUCCAUUUUCGAUUAUCUGGAAGAAUCGGUGCACAAUAGUUCAACAUUUCAAAGCGUAAGCGACGUUGCUGUUAGGAUAAAAUCGCAGAAUCUUGAAAGCGGAUCUAAUUUAGAAGAUCGAAAAACAGGCUUUUCAGAAUCAUACCAAACUGUGAAAUCUAUGAACAAUUCCGCUAUGGUUGUAUGUGAUAAUAUGGACAAGAAUAAAACUUCGGCAAAGGAACGCAACUUCGAAGCUAAAUACGAAAAAAUUUUUGGUAAAAAUGUUAAUAGUUCGGUAGUAGUUGGCAAAGAUAACAGUGUCGAUCUUUCUUCGAAUGUGCAGAGUGUUGAUCAACCUGCGGUAUGUUUGCCGUGCGUUGAAUCAAACUUAGACUUUGACCAAAACAGAAAUUUCGCAGGAUCAUCUAGUUCAUCUGACAGGACGGAUCAGGUUGAUAAUAUAGUAGAUAAAGAAAUGGAGAAGAAGGAUCUUUUCAAGGCAAUUUUUGUAAGCAGCAGCGAGGAUUCAGAUUCUGAGAGGGAAGAGGAACUGGAUGACGACAAGUUUAAGUCAGUUUUGAUCGGAAAGAAUCCUGGGGAGUUGAAUGUGCAGAGAAAUACAUCACCUCCUAGAGGGAUUUUCGCCAAUUUGGAUUUAGACAGCUUAAAUGACGUGGGUGUGAAGAAUAAUAAGAUUAACUUCAUUGAGCAUAAAAGUUCAACGAUCAUUUGCAAAGGUGAGGAGAUGCCUGGAGCUUCGUGUCCUAAUCGAAACAGCGGCAGUUCUGAUAAUACGACUAUGGAAAAUAUUACAAACUACGCAACAUCAGCUGAGGGGACAGCCGAGUCAAGUUCCCAAAUACUGGCAGACAUGUAUGGCCCAGUUCUUCCAGCCAGGCAACAAAAAUAUUUGAAUAAUGCCCAGUCAGAGACCAUUAGUCAAGUGCCGAUUCAAAAACAUGUGUUCAAGAGUGUUGUAGUUCCGGUAACGAAACCUGAUAUUGUUGUGCACGGUGAAUGGAUUGAAAAGAAGAAAAGUAAAAAAUCCAAAAAAGAGGAGAAAAAACACAAGCACAAAGAACAUAAAAAGCAUAAACAUAAAAAAAAGAAAAAGUAAUAUAUAAAUAACUUUGUGGAAAU